AUGCGUAUCCGAAAGCUCAAAGGUAAAGCCAUAGUAACGGAUCCGGAGCCGGAGUUUUUCCCUCCACACCGUUCUAUCGGGGGCCCAAUAAUCAGAGAACCAAGUGACACAAACCGAGCUAAUCCACCUGUUCAAGCUGAUUCACACCCCUCACAUCAGAACCCGACCAUAACCCCGGGGAUCAACACUUUGGAGGCUGCACUGGACACCGAAAUGGAACCUAUUCCUGAGGAAGGAGAGUUUACAGAAGAACAGCUCGAUGACAUGUUUGCAGAGCUAACCAAUACCGUUAUGGACGAAGAACUGGAUGACGAUGUGAUGAACAUGCUGGAGAAUGAUGACCUCCUGGAUGAGGAGAUGGAUCCGGAUGCUGAGUAG
This is a messenger RNA of Microthlaspi erraticum, 378 nucleotides long. The record is from the annotation of a GenBank genome assembly. NCBI's taxonomy places the organism in Eukaryota, Viridiplantae, Streptophyta, Magnoliopsida, Brassicales, Brassicaceae.